Messenger RNA from Oryzias melastigma (Indian medaka), 2369 nucleotides. Its product is annotated as GTPase IMAP family member 8. Gene Ontology annotation, molecular function: GTP binding. Lineage: Eukaryota; Metazoa; Chordata; Actinopteri; Beloniformes; Adrianichthyidae. The record is from RefSeq and is a predicted model, not a curated record. Bases 251 to 2347 code for a protein of 698 amino acids. The transcript has 5 exons.
UGCCAUGGUUACUGCUGUUUAACUUUCCCUGAAACUGAACCCUAACCUCCAGCCGUGAAGCUGCUGGGGGGCCGACUGGGGGCUCGUCUGAGGCUUUGAAUGCAAAUGUGAUCACCUGAGGAGUCCUUCAGGUGUGAGGACGGCCGGACUCCGGCUCACAUUUACUGUGACGGCGGACAAAAUGAGCGGGUGACUUCAGAUAGAAGAGAUCGGUUUUAAAUUUGGAUUUAAACUAAAAAAACAUUUUUUGAUGGAGGAGGAGCAGCCUAAAGUGACCAUGUCCUGCAGAGCACAUGUGGAGAAAGGGGUCACUCCUCGUCUUCAGAAGCUGAGGCUGGUCCUCUUGGGAGACAGAUGGUUGGACAAGAGCGUGGCGGGAAACUCCAUCCUCAGGAGACCCGUGUUCGACCUCAGCAGGGACGUGAAGAUGUGCGUGAAGGGCCAAAGCGUCCUGGAAGACGGCAGGAGGGUGGUGGUGGUCAUCACCCCUGAGCGGUGGAUCCACUACUCCAUCCGGGACCCCGACCUGCUGCAGGUGAACAUGAACACCUGCAUGGCCAUGUGCCCACCUGGACCCCACGCCUUCCUCAUGGUGGUGCGGGUCAGCUCGCUGCGGGGCAGGGAGUGGACGGUGGAGGGGCCUCUCGCUCUGCUGGGUGACUCGGUGUGGAGGAGCACGCUGGUGGUUUUUAUUCGCCAUGAGAAGCUGAGAGGUUCCUCUGUGGAGAACUUCAUCAGCAAACAUGAUUUCCUGAAAGCUUUAGUGGAGAAGUGCGGACACAGGUACCAGUUUCUGGACGCCAGCGGCUCAGCGAGCUGCAAAGCUCAGGUGGAUGAACUUUUGGAGAAAAUUGAUGCGAUGGUGGAGAUGCAGAAGAAGGCGGGCGGAGCUGGUUAUGUGUCCAAAAAGGAGGAGGUGUCGAUGGAAACGGAGGAGAAGAAGAAAGAAGUGGAGGAGCGAGCAGAUUCACGACGACACAGAGCUCAGAGGAGGAGGAGGACUCUCAGAUCUUUGCUGGAGGGCAGGAGCUCAACACCUGAGGAGCUUCAAGUCCUGCUUGUGGGAGCAAAGCAUGCUGGGAAGAGUUCAUCAGCAGACACCAUCCUCAGCGGCGGUGUCCUCCCUCAGGCCGGCGACCGACCAGCACAGGUGGUGGACACACCGGGCUGGCACGGUCGGUACUGCUCCAGCAGCACCCCCCAGGCCCUGCAGCAGCAGAUUACCCACAGUGCAUCUGUGUGUGACCCUCACGCCGUCCUGCUGGUGCUGCGCUGCGAUGAGACCUUCACUGAAACCGACAGGAGGACGGUGGAGGAGCACAUGGGGCUCCUCGGCUCCGGCGUCUGGACUCGGACCGUGGUUCUGUUCACGUGGGGAGACCGACUGGGACAUGCGUCCAUCGAGGAGCACAUUGAGAGGUGGACCUCCCUGCAGCAGCUGGUGGACCGGUGUGGGAACAGAUACCACGUGUUUGACAACUCCAACAGAGGUGGAAACUUCCAGGUGAGAGAACUUUCUGAGAAGAUUGAAGAGACACACAUGGAGAACGACGCUGAGAUCCUUCUGGAGAGUUUACAGGAUCUCCUCCAACAAAACCAGCAAAACUCCAAGAAGGCUUCAAGAAAACUGAGGGAAGUAAAGAUGGAGAAGAAGAAGAGGAUAGAGGAGUUGAUGAAAGAACUAAAAGAGAAAGAAGAGCAGAUAGAAAACCUGAUAGAAGCAAAACUCCAAGAAGAACAAAGAGAGAGAAUCGGUCUGAAGAGAUCUGCAGAGGAUGACAUCAUCCGGAGUCUGAGGGAAUGCAGAACCUUAACGGACCAACACCAGGAAGAAGGACAUUUCUCUCCCACGUCUGAGGAAAACGAUGAGGAACCUGUGAACAUUUGGAAGGCGUCAGAGCAGGUGAGGAGGAGGCGGAGCCAAAAGACCCAGACGACUCUCUCCUUCAACCACAGAACUGCAGAUCUCAGGAGACGAUCAACGUUUCUGACUCUGUCAGUUCAGCCACACAAACUCAGAGCAGAGGAGGAGGAGGAGGAGGAGGAGGAGAGGAGGGCGACGCAGGAGGACGGAGGAGCGACUGAAGAGAAGGCUGAUGCUGACGGAUCUUCCUCGUGGCCGACAGCUGGAGCUGCAGCUCUGGGCGCCGCCGUCGGGACGCUCGUCCCGUUUUUGAGGCUUCCUGCAGGAAUCGGCGUCCAGUCGGCCGUUUUUCCUGCAGCUGGAGCCGCACUGGGCAGCAUGCUGAUCCAGAGAGGAAGAUUCAGGAGGAAGGACGUCAGCGAGGACGUCCAGGAGACGCUGGAGGGACGACUGGAGACGGUCCUGUUAAACUCAGACAAAUAAAACUAUGAAAAACAUUUAAAAA